ACCAUUCACCUCCCGCGCCAGUCCCACUGGAUAUCUGGUCUUCAUUUUCACAUCCAGCACACAGAAUACCUGCGUCUUAUCAAAGGCGCGAUAUUCAUCCGCCGCGGAGACUUGAUAAAGAUAAUAUCUACGAAAGAGGCAGAUAGGAGCGGGAGAUGGGGUAAUUCAGUGAUAAAAAUAGACCCUUACGUCCGUCACAACUGGGGUCGCGCAGAGCAUUAUUUUUGCCAUGUUAUAGUUGAGGAGUGGACGACGCCAUCAGACAUCAGUAAACCUCUAUUCUUCUGGAAUUUGAACGGUAUCUUGACUUCUUCCUCUCCCCCACCAACUACCUUCUUCCAACGGCUCGCUCGUACCCUCCUGGGAACAAAUUACAUCACUCUCCAGCUCUUCGUGGUAUUCCGUACCCUCGAUAACUUUCCCAUUUUCCUUGACCUGGGGGCUGUAGGAGACGGGGUAUGGAUCAGGGGAACCGUUGCUAAGAACACAGCACGUGGUGUGGAAUUUGGUUUGACGUAUUUGGUGUUGGUUAUUGCGGCGGCUGUGGGGUGGUUGGUUGGAUUCAAGGCUGUAGGUGAGGAGAGGACGCCAGGGGAUUUGUGGGAGGCGUGGAGGAAAGAAGGAAGGUAGGAAAGGAGGAAGGAAGGAAGGUAAGAAAGAAAGAAAGAAGAAGGGAAGGUAGGAAAGAAAGAAGGAAGGAAGGAAGUAGGGAAGGAAGGAGGAGUCGAAUGUUGAGAGAUUG
This is a messenger RNA of Lindgomyces ingoldianus, 742 nucleotides long. RefSeq lists its product as uncharacterized. NCBI's taxonomy places the organism in Eukaryota, Fungi, Ascomycota, Dothideomycetes, Pleosporales, Lindgomycetaceae. The annotation marks the transcript as partial. The record is from RefSeq and is a predicted model, not a curated record. The transcript is spliced from 2 exons.